UGUGGCCAAGAUGAGAGAAACAUGUCGAACAAGCAGCUCCAGAAGUUUGCACUUCUGCCUACUCAUCCUCUUCGUUCUCUUUUUCAAAUCUGCAUCUGGACGGAAACUGACAUUUGCGGUUGUAAUUUAUCGACAUGGUGACAGAAGCCCCAUUGAAACUUAUCCCAAUGCGCUACACAAAGAAAGUGAAUGGCCACAAGGUUUUGGGCAACUGACAACGCUUGGAAUGCGGCAACAGUACGAGCUUGGACAGUACAUAAAGAAGAGAUACUCAGACUUUCUUAGUCCCACUUAUAAGCGAGAGGAGAUUUAUAUCCAGAGUACAGAUGUCGAUCGAACCAUUAUGAGUGCCCAAGCUAACCUUGCUGGUUUAUUCCCCCCCACUACUGAGGAGAUCUGGAAUCCACAAAUUCCUUGGCAACCUAUCCCAGUCCAUGUUGUGCCGAAGUCAUUCAAUCCACUAUUCUUCUAUCCUAGGCUUGACUGUCCACGAUUUGUUAAACUUAUGAAAGAAAGCUUCAGUUCAGGUGCAUUCAAGCUCCAACUGAAAAACUAUAUGCCACUCCUAGGUCUAAUAGCAUCUAAACUAAGAUAUGAUGCAAAAACUCUUCUGGAUUUGAACACUCACAUACUCUGGAAUUUUUAUGAUACUUUAUUUGUUCAGAAACUCCAUCGUCGUCGUAAUCCACACUGGGCAGAUGAGAGGAUGAUGGGUAAACUGAAGUCACUGAUAGAGUUAGCCAUAAGCACACUCUUUGGAGAGCCGAAAAGAGAAGAAAAAUCACAACUGCAAGGAGGUCUCCUUGUGAAAGACAUUUUGAAAAGGAUCGAUAACUUUGUUUCCAAUGCUGACCCCCGAAAAAUGAUGAUGUAUUCAGCACAUGAUACCACAUUAAUUGCUCUCCAAUCAGCCCUGAAUGUGUACGAUAGAAAGUUACCUCCUUAUGCUGCCUGCCACAUUUUUGAGCUCUAUCAAGAAAGAAAUGGUCAGUACACCGUUGAGAUGCAGUACCUGACCAGCGUUACUAGAGCCGCUACUCCACUCACGUUGCCGGGCUGUUCACGGGCUUGUCCGCUUGACAAGUUUAAACAGUUGCUUCAGCCUAUCAUCGUGGAUGACUGGCAAGCAGAAUGCAACAAGGCGUAGGAAGCCAUUAUAACUGUGAGAAAGCAAACCUAAAGUCAAAGGAAAGCCAAAGCAGCAUCAACAUCAUAAGAGGAAGGAAACAAGAUGUGCAUAAAUUACGCAAUGGCAAAAAUAGUUGCUAAAUCCCUCACAUUGUUCCAGGCAUGAAGAUUUUUGUCCUUCACAGAACUCAACCUUAAAUGUUCCCCUCAGCUCCACAAUGGCUAAACCCAGAAGUCCAGGCCUAUUGGCCUCUCUGGCUUUCCAGUGGACCAUGUUCCAGUGAAAUCAGCAUUGUUUCACAUUAUACACACCAUUGCAUUUGUUUGUUCCAGGACAGUAAAACAAAUAUUA
Sphaerodactylus townsendi is the source of this 1480-nucleotide messenger RNA. It is a transcript of the gene ACP3, whose product is annotated as acid phosphatase 3. Gene Ontology annotation, molecular function: acid phosphatase activity. Gene Ontology annotation, cellular component: lysosome; plasma membrane. The record is from RefSeq and is a predicted model, not a curated record. NCBI's taxonomy places the organism in Eukaryota, Metazoa, Chordata, Lepidosauria, Squamata, Sphaerodactylidae. The coding region runs from base 11 to 1147 and encodes 378 amino acids. The transcript has 11 exons. Gene Ontology annotation, biological process: dephosphorylation; lysosome organization.